Messenger RNA from Adineta ricciae, 963 nucleotides. The record is from the annotation of a GenBank genome assembly. NCBI's taxonomy places the organism in Eukaryota, Metazoa, Rotifera, Eurotatoria, Adinetida, Adinetidae.
AUGACAAAAAUAAUGAGAUACGUUCCUGACGAUUUCUUUGCGGAACUAUAUCUCUUUUCAUCUGAUGAUUCAGCACAGCUUCUUAUCCACGGGUUACCACUGAACAGUACCCCAAGUGAAGGUUUCGUUACAUUCUCCGAUGGAAAUUCUCGAUAUCUUUCUCUUUUAAUGAAUCUCUUGGAUUCUGUUCAUCAAUUUUCGACCAGACCGGUGAUUGCAUAUGGCAUCGACAUUGAUCUCGAAUUUGACUCUAAACGAUAUCCUCGAUUGAUUCAACGCCGUUUGAACAGAAGCGAUUGCGGCCCAUCGAUCUAUUUCUGUAAAAUUCAUGCAAUUAUCGAAAGCAAACUCGAUUACGGGAUACAUCUAGAAGCAGAUAGCGUCGUCAAUUGGCAUAUUGAUGUUCUUUUCGACGUUGUUCAUCGUUGGCCAUAUCCACUUCCACUUGCCCCUCGACAUCCCGAUGAUCCAGAGAACUAUUAUAUGUUUUUCCGCAAGCAUCGAAUCAGUCGUCGGCGACGUUUAACUCCGUACAUUCAUGCGCAGUUCUCAUGGAAUUAUCGAGCAUAUCCAUUUUUUCGACACGCUCUUAAACUAAUGCGAGAAGGCGAUUUCAUGGCGGCGAAUUUCGAUGAGACAGGUAUCAAUAUUCUCCUAUGGAAAGCCAAGGCCAAUCAUACAUUUUGUAAAAUUGAUCCUUUUUUCACUUAUCUACCAGCUUACGAAAGAAAUCAAUUGACAUGCGAUAAGUACUGUCACACAGCGUUUAUUUUCGUUCAUGGCUCGAAAGUUUACAGCGAGAUGCACGAUGUAUUUCAACGAUUGAUAACUCAUGCAGGUUCACCGUACAUCCAAACACCUUCACACGGUUUCCAUUAUUUAAAUGAAACGCAAUUUACAUGUUGUGAACCGGAUAGUCAACCAUCGUCGAUUCAUCCGCUACUCUGUGAAUAUCGCAAAUAA